AACCGAUCAUCGUCAUAUUAAAUUGAAGUAAAACCGCGUUUAUUUUACCCUUUAAUUCAAUUCCAUACUUUUUCUUGUUCUUUGUUACUCGUACACAAUGAAUUACGCAAACCAAGCAAUGAAGUUCUUCCUUGUCGCUAUAAUUUCUAUUAUCACAAUGCAAACUGCAAUCAAGGCAAUGCCUUUUCCCGAUAACCUACCUGCCCAAGGAGCAACGAUGUACAAUGAAGAUAGUAGCAACUUCAACAAUUGGAUAAAUCAAGUCAGUGGCCGUGGAGCAAGCGCGCAAACUGUUCAGACUUCUACAACAGAAGUUAGUACAGCAGAUGGGCAAACUUUUUUGAUCGAUAAUAUAGAUGGAACAAUUAAACAAACGUCAGGAACUGCUUCUAAAGCAAAUAGUGGCAGUGGUGUUCCCGUUAGGCUUGCUGCAGCCAAAAUGGGCCAAAGUACUACUUGCAAUUUAUUGAUUAUAUUUUAUUGCUCACUUGGCUUAACUAUGUAUUACCUACCAUUUCUCUAAAUUUUUUGUAGAUUUACCGUCUCGUCUGAAAUUGUAAGGGGCCAUUCAUUAAGCAUAAAGCUGUAUUAAGAGCUUUCAAUUUGUGUACCAAAGAAACAUUUGUAUGCUAGCGCCUGUUAUAUACAUUGUAUAACAAUAAACAUUGAAGUUGAUUGAAUAACCAAAUUUUCUUCCAUGAAGAAGCGAUAACAAAAAUUUUACAGAUUUCAAAAUGUAAUAGUCUGUGCCUGUGCCUUUUUUUUUUAGUGGACAAGAUUAUGAACAAUGUUGUAAACCGCUUAUAAGUAUCAUG
Mycotypha africana is the source of this 815-nucleotide messenger RNA. RefSeq lists its product as uncharacterized. Lineage: Eukaryota; Fungi; Mucoromycota; Mucoromycetes; Mucorales; Mycotyphaceae. The coding region runs from base 98 to 523 and encodes 141 amino acids. The transcript has a single exon. The record is from RefSeq and is a predicted model, not a curated record.